GUGAGUCUGUUACAGACUUCCUGCUCAGAGCUGGAUAGGCUGAAACCAGGCUGAAACCUGGCUUAAAAGAGGCAGGGGACACCAGAGGGAUCAGAAGUCUUGGCAGGGCCCAGGGCAGGACGAUGGCCAGUUCAAGCAGCAACCUUGGGAUCAGGAUGUCCCCAGAAGACUACAAACUUAUGUGUGAGAUUGCAGUCAAACGCUUCAAAGAACGUAAGGUUGAGAUUUCAGAUGCAAUAAAAACAUCAUUUCCUUUCCUCGAGACCCUUCGUGACCGUGGACUCAUAACCAAUGAAAUGUAUAAAGAGUCUAAAAAAUCUUGUGAAAACCCGUCAACUGUACCAAAAGUGGUGUAUGCAGUCCUCGAUAACAUGGAGGAGAGAUGUCACCUGCCACUUCUGGAAAUCUUGUUCAGCGAGUUCCUGAUGAAGAACUACCCUGAUUUAAAUGGCAUUUGUGAAGGCUUCAGAGAUGUGAUCCUAAAGGAAAUUUUUCAUGAAGCAAGUACUGGAGAUGAGAGUGCAGAGAACCGUAAUACUCAACUGAGCAUUGAACAAGGAGCUGGUGAAAAUCCAUAUGCAUCCCUGUCCUGGCUCUUCCCGGACCAGUCCAAUUACAACGUGACCAGCAGUGCUGACUCUGCAGAAUGCGGAAACAGAAAAGAGCCUCCCAAAGCUUCCACCUCAGCACUGAAAAGAAAACCAGAGUCUGUGAACUUAACAAAGUCAUCUACACCUGGAAACAGACCUUCCAAAAGAGGUAAGAGCAAAUAA
Phyllostomus hastatus (greater spear-nosed bat) is the source of this 773-nucleotide messenger RNA. RefSeq names its product nuclear autoantigen Sp-100-like. Bases 123 to 773 code for a protein of 216 amino acids. Gene Ontology annotation, biological process: regulation of transcription by RNA polymerase II. Gene Ontology annotation, cellular component: nucleus. Gene Ontology annotation, molecular function: DNA-binding transcription factor activity, RNA polymerase II-specific. The record is from RefSeq and is a predicted model, not a curated record. NCBI's taxonomy places the organism in Eukaryota, Metazoa, Chordata, Mammalia, Chiroptera, Phyllostomidae. The transcript is spliced from 7 exons.